Aspergillus aculeatinus CBS 121060 is the source of this 401-nucleotide messenger RNA. RefSeq lists its product as uncharacterized. The coding region runs from base 60 to 356 and encodes 98 amino acids. The transcript is spliced from 2 exons. The record is from RefSeq and is a predicted model, not a curated record. Lineage: Eukaryota; Fungi; Ascomycota; Eurotiomycetes; Eurotiales; Aspergillaceae.
UCAAGUCGUUGAAAUCUCCACGAAUAUUUAUUUCGAAGCUGGCUAUUCUCUAAAAGGCAAUGCCGAAACAAUGCAGUGACAUGCUGCCUAUCCGCCGGGGGGCGACAAUGCUUUGCCAAGUCUCCAACUUCUCUUCUCGUGCUCGGGAUGGUUGUUCUUGGUGCUUCCGGGGAUCUGGACUACCGUCGAACUUGCGCGGAGUUGGUCCCGUGCGGGGAAAGGAAAAAAAACACGUGGGGGCACCUGACCUUUUCCCCAACUGCUUAUUAUGGAAAUGGUGCAUCAUUAGUGGCUCGGUCUUUCAUGCUUCAUGCUUCAUGCUUCAUGCUUCAUGCCUCAUCUCCUCCCCCGGCUAGGAGGCUCGGUGGGACUAUUGAUGGUCUAACAGUUGACUUACUUUU